AUGUCUGCCACGGCCGACGUAUAUAAGAAUGCAGAUGCAGACGGACAAUUCAGGAGAAAACCUAGCCAGUUUCGUGACGCUAUAUCCAAGGACCCCGAUUCAAAAUUUCCCGCCGAAAAAGAUCGCUACGUUUUGUACAUCAACCUGGGCUGCCCUUGGGCCCAUCGAGCCAACUUAGUUCGCUCUCUUAAGGGUCUUGAGGACGUUGUUCAGUUAGUCAAAUGUGGCUUCGAAUUGACUGACGAAGGCUGGCUAUUCACUGGACAGCAUGGCUCGGAAACCAAGGAUCCGCUGUACGGUUUCACCAAACUGUCCCAGCUGUAUUACAAAGCCGACCCGGAUUAUAAGGGACGCUUCACAGUGCCUACUCUGUGGGACAAAAAGACAGAGACGAUUGUGAACAACGAAAGCAGCGAGAUUAUUCGUAUGUUUUUCACCGAAUUCGACGAUCUUUUGCCUGAACACCUGCGUGAGUCUGGCCAUCCGCUUGGCGGUUAUUACCCAGCGCCAUUACGCAAAGAGAUCGAUGCCAUGAAUGAUUGGGUCUACGAUUCCGUCAACAACGGAGUAUACAAGUGCGGUUUCGCUACCAACCAAGGAGCCUAUGAAUCCAACCUUUAUCCGCUCUUUGAUGCUUUGGAUCGGCUUGAGACACAUCUCGGAGAAUCAGGCCAUUCGCCCUACCUAUUCGGUAAAGGGAUAACUGAGGCUGACAUUCGCCUAUACAGUACACUAAUCAGAUUCGAUGUUGCGUAUCAUAACAUCUUCAAAUGUAAUCUCAAAAUGAUCCGCCAUGACUACCCUAGACUGAGCCGCUGGUUACGAAAUUUGUACUGGGACGCUGGAAAGACUGCCAAUGGACACGCUUUCAAAGAUACCGUAAAUUUCUGGCUGUACAAGUAUGGAUACUUGAAUGCGAAAAGGCGAAGUGAGGGGCUUAAGGCAUCAGAGGAGCAACUAGUAAUUCCAACUGGGCCUGCCCCAGAUAUCUACCCUUUAGACAAAUCCUGA
Bacidia gigantensis is the source of this 1011-nucleotide messenger RNA. RefSeq lists its product as uncharacterized. Bases 1 to 1011 code for a protein of 336 amino acids. Lineage: Eukaryota; Fungi; Ascomycota; Lecanoromycetes; Lecanorales; Ramalinaceae. The record is from RefSeq and is a predicted model, not a curated record. The transcript is spliced from 3 exons. Gene Ontology annotation, molecular function: glutathione transferase activity. Gene Ontology annotation, cellular component: cytoplasm.